AUGCGUCGCCACUUUAAACAGAACUGUGUCAUUGUAGGGGGUAUUGAUCAACAAUGGCAAAUGGAUUUGGCGGACAUGCAGUCCAUGCAGAAGUUUAACGAUGGUUAUCGUUAUUUACUUGUCUGCAUUGAUGUCUUUUCCAAGUAUGCAUGGGUAGUCCCGUUGAAAAACAAGACGGGUCCUACACUGGUCGAAGCUUUCAAGGUCAUUUUAACGUCCGGACGUAGACCCGAGAAAAUCAUGACAGAUCAGGGCACAGAGUUUUUGAAUAGACAUUUUCGGGCUUUAAUGAAAGAAGACAUCGAACUUUACAACACCUAUAAUGAGACCAAAGCUUCUAUUGUGGAGCGAUUGAUUCGUACGUUGAAAACGAAAAUGUGGCGCUACUUUACAGCGAAGAAAACGAUGAGAUAUAUUGACAUGUUACCUAAUCUAGUAUACUCUUACAAUCACAGUAUUCAUCGUAGUAUCAAAGUCAGACCCGUUGAUGUCACAGCAGAAAAUGAAAAGCAAGUGUGGCAUACUUUGUACGAUGGUCAUAGUGUCAGGAAGGCUCCGAAGUACAGGUUUAGGGUAGGUGAUCAAGUUAGAAUUAGUAAAAUGAAACAUACAUUUGAGAAAGGUUACUUGCCGAACUUUUCAAAGGAAAUUUUUACCGUAAGCAAGCAAAUUCCCCGCGAUCCGCCGGUGUAUAAGCUCAAAGAUUAUGAUGACGAAGAACUCAAAGGAACGUUUUACGAUAAAGAGUUGCAAAAGAUAAUCAAGCAGGACGACGUGUACAAGGUGGAAAAGAUCCUGAAGAAACGCGGACGGGGCAAUAGUGUGCAAUAUCUUGUAAAGUGGUUAGGGGGUACCCAAACAAAUUUAAUUCCUGGGUGCCGGCAUCUCAAAUAAAAAAGACUUAAAACCCUACAUAUGUGUUAUUCUUAUGUAUCACUCAUCAUGAGCGGACCGCAUUUUUACCUUACGCUUCCUAGCAAUGCAUCGCUUGAUGUUUUUCCCAACAAUAAAACAACUGGAUAUCGUGUAAAAUUACCACAGACCGUCAACCUAGAGGGUGAUUGGGAGGUCGGAAUGUAUUCCGUUUCUUACCCGCAUACCUGGUAUACCUUACGGAAUAUCAAUGCUGACACGCAUUUUUACUAUGACGAUGGUAGUGGUCUGUAUUCAACACUGGAACUGGAUUACGGUUUCUAUGGGUCCGUACAAGAGUUCAUUGUGGACAUCAAUAAGGUCCUGAAGAAGGAAAUCGGUGAUGACGGCAUAUACUUUACGUAUAGCACAAGAACAGGAAAAGUAACAUGUCACCUAAAGAAGCCUGGGUAUAAGGUCUUCGUAGGUCGAAGAAUAUCACUCAUCCUGGGAUACGCUGGAAAAGAAACAAUCAUUGAUGUGGCAAAAGGGGCAGCGCAGUCCCUACGUAACAGAUCUGUCCUUUUUCUCAUCAAUAUUCGCGUACUGCAACAUUGUGGAAGCACAAAUGGUCGGGAAUGUAAAUGCAAAGCUGAUCAAAACCAUUCCUGUUGA
Molecule: messenger RNA, 1527 nt
Organism: Paramuricea clavata
Lineage: Eukaryota; Metazoa; Cnidaria; Anthozoa; Malacalcyonacea; Plexauridae
Source: the annotation of a GenBank genome assembly